Molecule: messenger RNA, 2971 nt
Organism: Oryza brachyantha (malo sina)
Lineage: Eukaryota; Viridiplantae; Streptophyta; Magnoliopsida; Poales; Poaceae
Product: U-box domain-containing protein 24
Exons: 2
Coding region: 220-2715 (831 amino acids)
Biological process (GO): protein ubiquitination
Molecular function (GO): ubiquitin-protein transferase activity; protein binding
Source: RefSeq, a predicted model, not a curated record
ACCGACUAAAUCACUGGUUUUGUUUUGAUUAGUUGCACAGCUCAGCAGCUAACAAGUCCAUAGGAGCAGGUGUAGAAGAAAAAUAAGAGCAGAGAACAAGUCGACGUGGCCGCGGCGGGCGUUCGGUACCCACCAACCCCCACCUCGCCAAUCGCCAUUGCCAUCUUCCUCCUCCCCCUCGUUCGACGCUACGCGGGAGAGAGGAGAAGGAGAGAAGCCAUGGCGGGCGACGGCGGGAUGGAGGAGCAGUGGAAGGAGGAGGAGGAAGGCGCGUUCGAGGCGUUCGUGUGCCCGCUGACGAAGCAGGUGAUGCGCGACCCGGUGACGAUCGAGACCGGGCAGACGUUCGAGCGGGAGGCGAUCCUCAAGUGGUUCAGGGAGUGCCGGGACAACGGCCGCCGGCCGACGUGCCCGCUCACGCAGCGGGAGCUCCGCGACACGGAGGUCACCCCCAGCGUGGCGCUGCGCAGCGUCAUCCACGAGUGGCGGGCGCGCAACGAGGAGAAGGAGCUCGACCGCGCCUGCGCCUCCCUCGUCGGCGUCGGCCGCCUCCCGCUCCACGCCGCCGGCGCCGGCGGCGAGGAGGAGGAGCGGGAGGAGGACGCGCUGCGCGCCCUGGUGUACGUGUCCCAGAUAUGCCAGAGGAGCGCCGCCAGCAAGGACCUCGUCCGCCGCCGCGGCGUCCUCCGCGCCGUCGCCGAGAUGCUCAAGAGCGGCAGCAGGCGGCUCCGGCUCAAGUCGCUCCAGGUCCUCCGCGUCCUCGUCGAGGACAACGACGACAACAAGGAGGAGUUGGGGCAGGGUGACACGAUACGCACCAUCAUCAAGUUCUUGUCGAACGACCAUGUCCAGGAGCGCGAGCUGGCGGUGUCGCUGCUGCACGAGCUGUCGGAGCACGAGCCGACGUGCGAGCGGAUCGGCGCGGUGUAUGGCGCCAUCCUGCUGCUGGUCGGUAUGGGGAGCAGCAAGUCGGAGAGCGCCGUCGCCGUCGACAAGGCCGAGAGCACGCUCCGGAACCUCGACCGGUUCGACGCCAACGUCAAGCAGAUGGCCGACAACGGCAGGCUGCAGCCGCUGCUCACCAGGCUGCUCCACGGCGAGCCGGAGACGCAGGUCGCCAUGGCCGACUACCUCGGCGAGCUCGCGCUGGCGAACGACGACAAGGCGACGGUGGCCCAGCAGGCCGGGCCGCUGCUGGUGGGGAUGCUCGGGACCGGCGCCGUGCAGGCGAGGGAGGCCACGCUCAAGGCGCUCAGGGAGAUCUCCUCGACCGACGCGAGCGCCAAGCUGCUGCUGCAGCGCGCCGGCGUCCUGCCCCCGCUCGUCAACGAUGUCCUCUUCUCCACGGGACACCUACCGAUGAAGCUCAAGGAGCUAGCCGCCAACAUCCUCGCCAACCUCGUCGCCUCGGGCGCCGAUUUUCGUUCCAUCCCGCUCGACGUUGACGACGACGACGGCCGUGGGCGCCGCAGGACGAUGCUCUCGGAGAACGUCGUGCAUAGCCUUCUCCAUCUCAUCAGCAACACCGGCCCCGCCAUCGGGUGCAAGCUCCUCAGCGUCCUCGCCGGGCUGACCAGCUCCCCGGCGACGGUCGCCGACGUCGUCGCGGGGGUCAAGAGCUCCGGCGCCACCAUCAGCCUCAUCCAGUUCAUCGAGGCCGCGCACAGGGACAUCCGCGUCGAGUCCCUCAAGCUCCUGCGCAACCUCGCCCCCUACAUGGGCGCAGAGCUCGCCGACGGCCUCGGCGGAAGCCUGACCAGCCUACUCCGGGCCAUCUCCUCCGACGGCGGCGGCGUCACGGAGGAACAGGCAGCCGCCGUGGGGCUGCUCGGCGACCUACCGGAGGGGGACACAAGCCUGACCCGGCAGCUGUUCGACCUUGGGGCGUUCAGAGCGCUGGCCCCCAAACUGGCGGAGCUCCGGCGGGGUACCAUCCGCGGCGGGAACCGGCACGUGACGCCGCUGACGGAGGGCGUGGUGAAGGUGAUGUACCGGGUGACGUGCGCGCUGGAGGAGGACGCCGAGUACGUCGAGUUCGCGCGGGAGGUCGGCCUGGCGCCGCUCUUCGUCGAGCUGCUCCACACCAAUGGCAUGGACACGGUUCAGCUCUACUCGGCAAUGGCGCUGGAGAAGCUGUCGCUGCAGUCGAGCCGCCUGACGGCCAUCCCCCCGCCGCCGUCGCCGCCGACGGGGUUCGCGUGCGCGUGCUUCGGGAGGAAACCCGCUUCGGCGGCGGCGGCGGCCCCGGGGGUGUGCCGCGUGCACGGCGGGUUCUGCUCGCUGCGGGAGACGUUCUGCCUGGCGCAGGCGGACGGCGGCAAGGCGGUGGAGCGGCUGGUGGCGUGCCUGGACCACCUGGACGGGCGGGUGGUGGAGGCGGCGCUGGCGGCGCUGUCGACGCUGGUGGUGGACGGCGUGGACGCGAGGGAAGGGGUGGUGGUGCUGGGCGAGGCCGACGGGCUGCGGCCGGUGGUGGACAUCCUGGUGGAGAGCCGCACGGAGGCGCUGCAGCGGCGGGCGGUGUGGGCGGUGGAGCGCAUCCUGCGGGUGGAGGAGAUCGCCGGGGAGGUGGCGGCCGACCAGACGGUGGCAUCGGCGCUGGUGGAGGCGUACCGCAACGGCGACCCGCGCACCCGGCAGACGGCGGAGCGCGCGCUCCGCCACCUCGACAGGAUCCCCAACUUUUCCGCCGCCUUCCAAUCCCAACGCUCCUAGCGAGCGAGGGGGCCUAGCCGCCAUUGCAAAUGCCAUCUUUUUUGCAAGUUCCGUUUCUCUCACCUUCGAUACUUGGAUUGAUGAUUCUUUUGGUUUGUUUGCACAAACUGCAUGCUUGGAUUGUAUAUUUGUAUAGCAUAAUGUUAGUGUUCAUUCUUUCAAAGCAAAAUGGAUGAAACAAAAUUUGCUCGUACCUCUUUACCUUUUUUUCCCUUGAGAAACAACACAGGCUGGUCUGGGAAAUAAUCUGUUUCUA